GUAUUGGUUCCCAAAAAUGGCGAAAUUAAUUUCUUUUAUUAUCUUCGUCAUUUGUUUGUAUACAGUAGGAGCUUACAUUGAAUUUGAUGUUCCUCGCCAUGGUCUUGAUACGGAAUUGUAUGAAAAUGUAUUAGAUGAAGAGCUAUGUGAAGCGCAAUUGAGUUACUUACUAAGUAACAAUACAAUGUUGACAGCUGAAUUUCUUGAUGCAGGCAUAAGACUCCCGAGAGGCAUUUUACAAGGAAACUUUGUAGACCUCGGAAACUACCAUCAGUGUCUAGCAAUCAGUGCAAACUUUGAGCCAUCCGACAUAGAGGGCAAGUAUUGUAUGAUAAAUGUUCCAAUGAUUCAAGAUGAGUUAAACUUACCAGUUCUGCAAGAAUGGUCUGAAGCAUGUUCAGAAUGGUACGUUGAAUGGCCGGAGAUUCCGUGGCCAAAACUUAUCUCUAUCACAAGACCACACAGUGACAUGUUCAGAAAUCUACAAAAGGUACGAACAGAAGCAGCAAAGUACAGUCGUCUGACUGGACUUGAUGUAGAUUUAAUGAGCAUUCAAUCAAUCCACAGGGUAUCAAAAGACAGCCCGCUGGCUAAUGAAGUCUUCAGACUGGCAGUAUGUCUUCCUAAAGUGUGUACACCUAGGCAGUUCAUCGACACUGUUUUUAUAAACACUACUAGCGUGGGUUUAAAACACUCGGAAGAAUUUUGCAGACUGAGAAAUGAUAAACCGUUUGCACCCGUUGAUUAUGCUGCUAUGGGAGUUUUUGGCUUCAUAAUCCUUAUUACUGUUCUUUCGACACUCUACGAUCUAUAUUUUACCGCGAUAAGUAAGGAAGGUUCAAAAAAAGCCAAUACUCUUGGAAAAUCCUUCUCUGUCCAUCCGAAUACUCGCCGUUUGCUCACAUUCAACUCUGGACCCGGAACUUUAGAGAGCCUGGAUGGAAUCAGAUCCUUAGCCAUGAUGUGGGUCAUCUUGGGCCACACGUAUUCUACGAAUAGGAGAGCGCACUUUUUUAAUCCUUUAGAAAUGUUCACGUGGAUGACUUCAUUCUCGGCAAUUUGGAUCGUGGCAGCUCCUAUCACAGUGGACACCUUCUUCUUGUUGAGUGGACUGCUGAUUGUGUAUACAUCUGUUGGGAAGAUAAGUCCGAAGGGUCUGUUUAAAACAAUCCAUUUAUUCUAUCUUCACCGUUUAUUGCGAAUGUUUCCCAUUUUGGCAACCGCCGUGUUUCUUCAAGCGUCGUUAUUCAAUCAUCUGGCUGACGGCCCGGAGUGGUACAUCAUAGUUGAUAAAGUAGAACGGUGUAGGACAUACUGGUGGUCUACCCUCUUUUAUGUGCAGAAUUAUUUGACGCAAACAUGGUGUAUUGGCCAUACUUGGUACCUCGCUGUCGACGUGCAGCUGCAUAUACUUUCACCACUAAUUUUGUUCUGGGUGCUCGGCAAAAGAAGAUCGGCAUGGAUUGCAUUAACUCUCGUCAUGUUGAUCGUCAUGGCGGUGUCGACAACGUACCAGCGGCGUAGCCCCCCCCCACGCUACGCCUCUGCAACGUACAACUAUUUAAACAAGUUCCCGGCGGCAAUGUUUGUACCAACAAUAUCACCAGAAGAUUCCUUCCGCUAUUCACGAUACUAUUAUAUAAACACUCUGACAAGAUGCUCACCUUUCUUCGUUGGCAUGUUAUUUGGCUAUCUCCUUAAUAUUUUCAAAAGCAAAGAAGUUCAUAUGGCUAAAUGGUUUGUAGCCUUAUGCUGGGCCAGUUCCUUCGUGGUUUCCGCUGGCAUUAUCUACUCCUCAUACCCCAUUCUUCAAAUGGAUUGGGACAGCCCCUUUUGGGACGGCAUCAUAAACUCCUUUGCCAGACCCGGAUGGGCUGUGUGUCUUGGCUGGAUGAUAUUUGCAUGUACACACGGUUAUGGAGGUCCUGUCAACUGGUUGCUGUCGCUCCGUAUGUGGAAGCUACCAUCUCGGCUUUCCUACGCAAUGUACAUCUUCCACUAUCCCAUAAUGAUUAUCGUCAACACUACUUCUGUGUCGGCGAGCUACUUCUCUGUUGAACGCUUUUUCUUCCGAUUCUUAGCUCACUUGGUGUCGACGUUUAUAAUCGCUUUUACAGUGACCGUUCUUAUAGAUUCUCCUUUCUCUACACUAAUAAAACUGUCUAUAGGAAGAAGUAAAACUGAGAUGGUGAAGACCAAACAAGGAAAUGAAGACGAACAUAAACUGUAG
Cydia fagiglandana is the source of this 2230-nucleotide messenger RNA. Its product is annotated as nose resistant to fluoxetine protein 6-like. The record is from RefSeq and is a predicted model, not a curated record. NCBI's taxonomy places the organism in Eukaryota, Metazoa, Arthropoda, Insecta, Lepidoptera, Tortricidae. Gene Ontology annotation, molecular function: acyltransferase activity, transferring groups other than amino-acyl groups. The transcript has 15 exons. The coding region runs from base 17 to 2230 and encodes 737 amino acids.